Messenger RNA from Rasamsonia emersonii CBS 393.64, 1518 nucleotides. RefSeq names its product Bleomycin hydrolase. Gene Ontology annotation, molecular function: cysteine-type aminopeptidase activity. The coding region runs from base 1 to 1518 and encodes 505 amino acids. The record is from RefSeq and is a predicted model, not a curated record. NCBI's taxonomy places the organism in Eukaryota, Fungi, Ascomycota, Eurotiomycetes, Eurotiales, Trichocomaceae. The transcript is spliced from 4 exons. Gene Ontology annotation, biological process: response to toxic substance; L-homocysteine catabolic process; proteolysis. Gene Ontology annotation, cellular component: cytoplasm.
AUGGGUGCUGCUCCGUCCCAGCCAGUUCCCCGCGCCUUUGAAGAUGAGAAACAGGCUAUGGCUCGACGGAUGGGAGCUCUGAGCCUCAGAGAUGCCAAGGACAAAUACGCUUAUGAGGAGGAUGAUCAACCUCCUCCCUAUUCUGUCAGAGAGAGAGCGACGACGAUCUCUCUGUCCCAGGCAAAACACUGGGAAGAAAAGCUGCUGCAAGACCCAAGGAAUCGCUUGGCGAUCUCGGCCCUUUCUGCGAAUCCUCUCGGAUCUAUCCUCAAGAACCAUGCCGCUACAGUCGCAGACACGCAGAUCUUCAAUAUCAAGAUCCCUCUUGAGGGAGCUCCGAUUACGAACCAGCGGUCCUCUGGACGCUGCUGGCUUUUUGCCGCCACCAAUGUCUUCCGCGUUGCCAUCAUGAAGAGGUACAACCUCAAGGAGUUCCAGCUCAGUCAGGCCUACCUGUUCUACUGGGACAAGAUUGAGAAGGCCAACUGGUUCCUCGAGCACGUGAUCGACACUGCGGACGAGGAUCUCGACAGUCGUUUGGUUCAAGCCCUGUUUGCGUCACCUGUGGGGGACGGCGGUCAGUUUGACAUGCUUGCUAAUCUCGUGAGGAAGUACGGGCUGGUGCCCCAGGCGCUGUACCCAGAUUCCUACAACGCCAAGAACAGUUCGACCUUGUCGAGGCUCCUCACUACGAAGCUCCGGGAGCACGCAUUGAUCUUACGGGACCUGGCGCGGAGCAAGACCGCCAAGGCGUCGUUGGCUGAGCGAAAGGAAGAGUUCCUGCAGGAGAUUCACCGAAUCCUGACCAUCCUGCUGGGUGCCCCUCCUAGUCCCGAGAAGGAGUUCACGUGGGAUUUCUAUGAUGCCAACGACAAGUAUCACAGAAUAUCACUGACUCCGACGGAGUUUGCAUCGAGCCUGUCUAGGAAGGAGGGCGUCCGGGCAUGCGGCGGGACAGAUGUCAACAAGCUGUUUAGCUUAGUCAACGACCCACGCAAUCCUUACGGGCGACUCCUGACUGUCGACAGACUGGGCAAUGUGAUCGGCGGGGAGCCGAUCAAGUACGUUAAUGUGGAUGUGGAUACUAUGAAGUCCGCGGCCAUCUCCAUGCUCCGUGCCGGAAUCCCCGUGUUCUUCGGCAGCGACGUAGGGAAGUUCUCCGACUCGAACCUGGGGAUCAUGGACACGAACCUGUACGACUACCACCUGGGGUUCAACAUCACCUUGGGAAUGAACAAGGCGCAGCGUCUGGAGACGGGCGAGUCAGCCAUGACCCACGCCAUGGUGCUGACGGCGGUACAUAUUGAAGGAGGGAAGCCAGUGCGCUGGCGGGUGGAGAAUUCCUGGGGCGAGAACGCCGGCGACAAGGGCUACUUCGUUAUGACAGACCAGUGGUUUGACGAGUUCGUGUACCAAGUGGUCGUGGACCCGCGGUUUGUGAGUAAGGAGAUCAGCGAUGUCCUCAACCAGAAGCCACUGGUGCUGCCUUUGUGGGAUCCGAUGGGGGCUUUGGCCUAG